Messenger RNA from Australozyma saopauloensis, 555 nucleotides. RefSeq lists its product as uncharacterized. The transcript has a single exon. The coding region runs from base 1 to 555 and encodes 184 amino acids. Lineage: Eukaryota; Fungi; Ascomycota; Pichiomycetes; Serinales; Metschnikowiaceae. The record is from RefSeq and is a predicted model, not a curated record.
AUGUCGCUCCGUGUGUUUUGCACCAAAUUUGCAGCCAAUAACCGACACCCACAGGCCACGCCUGGCGAGAUUAGGGGAAGGAGAUGUGGGGAUCACAUCGCCGCUCCUGCAGACAGACACACAUGUUUGGACAAACAAUGUAUGAAAAUCGAUAAUUUUCACGGAAAAGUCGGCCAUUAUCCGGAGCCUGAGGGUGAAAUCCAGCGAAAAACCCGCCCUGGAUUUCAUUGUCCAGGUUGCAGUCCUGCAGCCAGUGCGGCCAAAAAAAACUUCAGCGGGUAUCGCAUCUGCAGGACCAUCAAUCCCAAAUUUAACGCUGAGUCCUCUGCAACGACCCCGGACGGGAUUUUUUGUGGAAAAAAAAGAGCAAAGUUAGAAAUUCAUGGCCAAAUCUAUUCAUUGAGGACUUUUUUCGUUUCAAACUCAUACUUUUGGCCCCAAAAUUUCUUGCUACCGCCCAUCAGGUACCCGCCAUCACCAUGCGUCGGGGCUCCGAACUUUGCCCCACUACUUUAUGCACGGUUACGAAUUUGCAGCUUCGUUUCUUUUUCGUAG